This is a messenger RNA of Aspergillus niger, 1803 nucleotides long. RefSeq lists its product as uncharacterized. The record is from RefSeq and is a predicted model, not a curated record. Bases 1 to 1803 code for a protein of 600 amino acids. Gene Ontology annotation, molecular function: N,N-dimethylaniline monooxygenase activity; flavin adenine dinucleotide binding; NADP binding. NCBI's taxonomy places the organism in Eukaryota, Fungi, Ascomycota, Eurotiomycetes, Eurotiales, Aspergillaceae. The transcript is spliced from 4 exons.
AUGGAUCCUAUUCGAGCGGAAGCUAUUCACAACGAGAGACAUGUUAAGGUAGUCUGCGUGGGUGCAGGUGCCUCGGGAUUGUGUCUGGCAUACAAGCUGCAGAGGUCGUUCCAGAACUAUGACCUGACUAUCUACGAGAAGAAUCCUGAGAUUUCGGGAACCUGGUAUGAAAAUCGCUACCCAGGAUGCGCUUGUGAUGUCCCUUCGCACAACUAUGUCUACUCGUUUGAACCCAAAGCAGACUGGUCAUCUGUAUACGCGGGCUCCCGCGAAAUCAGAGGAUACUUCAACGAUUUUGCCAACAAGUACGGUCUGCGGAAAUACAUCCACACUUCGCACGUCGUCACCGAAACCAACUGGAUCGAGGAAUCGGGCCAGUGGCAAGUGACGGCGACCGACUUAACAACCGGUCACACAGUACAUGACUGGUGUCACAUCCUGAUUCAUGCGACGGGCUAUCUCAAUAAGCCUGCCUGGCCCGAGAUUCCGGGAUUGGCCGAUUUCAAGGGCACCAAGCUACACAGUGCGAUGUACGAUGAGAGCGUGUCGCUUGAAGGGAAGAAUGUUCUGUUGAUCGGUGCGGGCUCAUCGGCUGUUCAGAUUCUCCCUGCGAUUCAACCUAUUGUUAACAGAGUAAAAAUCUUUAUCCGCUCGCCGACGUGGCUGCUGCCCGACAUUAGCACGGAGGCAGGCAAGUUCCCCGAGGAGCAGAUUGAGCAUUUUGUGAACAAUCCGGAGAGCGUGACAGCGCUGCGCAAGGAUAAUGAACGGACUAUGAACAGUAUCUUCAGAACAGCUAUGUAUCUCAAGGAUACUGUCCUUCAGGAGCAGGCAAAAGGUCUCCUGACAUCUGUGAUGAAGAACGCCUUUCAAGAUCAGGAAAUGGAAGAUCGUUUGAUACCGAACUUCUCUGUGGGCUGCAAGCGUGUGGUACCAUCGGGCUUCAGGUAUCUGAAUACUCUCAAAAAAGAGAAUGUCGACGUGGUCUACGGUGGUGUGACUGCGGUAACACCAUCUGGCUGCGUAAGCGAAGACGGGAAUGAGCAUCAAGGCGACAUUAUCAUCUGUGCCACCGGGUUUGACACCUCCUACAUUCCACGCUACCCUGUCAUUGGACCCAAUGGCCGCAACCUGCAGACAGAAUGGGCCGAGUCUAUCAUGGGUUAUAUGGGAAUCGGUAUCUCUGAGUUCCCCAACACGUUCACCAUGCUUGGCCCUUACACACCCGUUUCCAAUGGCCCUACAAUGGUUGCGAUUGAAGCUCAAGCAGACUACAUCUGCUCCUUUAUUGACCGUUACCAGACGGAGCCCAUCCAUAGCAUGGCACUCAAGGGGGAUGUCUGCGCUGAGUUCAAGGAGCAUGUCGGUUCAUUCAUGGAAAAGGCCGUCUGGACGGAUAAUUGCCGCAACUCCCACAACAACCAUACCAUCGGCGGUCGCGUUCCCACGACUUGGCCUGGAAGCACUUUACACUAUCUUGAGGCAAUGAGAGAGCCACGUGCUGAUGACUGGGAUAUUAAGUACAAGGGCAACCGUUUCUCCUGGUUGGGCAUUGGUGUUUCCCAGACGGAGUGGGAUCCAACUGCUGAUCUGGGAUAUUAUAUCCGUCAAUCGGAUGACGGACCCUGGCACAGUCGGCGCAAGCGGAAUUUGGUCAUUGCUAAAACAGGAAGCAUGGCUCCACGUCCUCUUCAUAGACAACCCAAGCUUGCUGCCAAAGAAAAAGCCCAAAGUAUCAAAGCCGAUGUGUCAGAGCAGAUGCCGAGAGCUCAGGCAGAGCCGGUGUCUGAAGCGACGGCGUGA